Molecule: messenger RNA, 713 nt
Organism: Cydia strobilella
Lineage: Eukaryota; Metazoa; Arthropoda; Insecta; Lepidoptera; Tortricidae
Gene: wrm1
Exons: 3
Coding region: 160-579 (139 amino acids)
Source: RefSeq, a predicted model, not a curated record
AAGUUUCGUUGUGAGUAGAGUAAUGUAAUGUGAGUUGAAACAUUUCUUAAAUUUGUUACAAUAGACAGAAGUCCGAUAAAUGUAUAUAUCUGUAAUAUCAAUAAAUUUCUGACCUGUUGCUGGGACUCAUCUCAAAACAAGUUUCAGGUUUCUUAGACCAUGUCGGCUUCUGAUCAUCCCUAUAACUUUACACGGAACGGAACGUUAGUGUCUCGACUGUCUCGAGUGGGAGAUUUUACCCCAUUCUAUAUGGUCAUUGCCAUUAGUUCUGUAAUCUUGGGAUUGAUUGUUAUUUUGAACGUGGUGUGCUGCUGCUCAAGGUACUCGGACUACUGGCUGGACCGAAACACGGGCAACCGCUGGAUUGUAUCCAUCUGGUCCACCACUCCGCACAAACAGCUACCACUUGAUUUGUCCGAGUUAGAGGGCAACUACCAACCGCUCCACAACGUCCAACCAUACACCACUGAAUACCACGAGGAACACGGCAGAGGCGACGUCCCUCCGUCCGUCUCCACUCAACCACUGACCUCCUCCCAAGAGUACCUAGAGUUACAUAAGCGUGAGAGUUACAUAUAAAUCUAAAAACCAUGUCCUUCUUAGCAUGGCUCCUCUUGAUGAUCAUUCUGAUGCUUAGAUUCGGAGUCCGUUGGUGUAAGCUAAAGCAUGACACCUUACCGGUACAACAUGCAGUGUUACAAGGGUAUUGGCGG